Molecule: messenger RNA, 2063 nt
Organism: Nerophis lumbriciformis (worm pipefish)
Lineage: Eukaryota; Metazoa; Chordata; Actinopteri; Syngnathiformes; Syngnathidae
Product: Krueppel-like factor 11
Biological process (GO): regulation of transcription by RNA polymerase II
Molecular function (GO): DNA-binding transcription factor activity, RNA polymerase II-specific; RNA polymerase II cis-regulatory region sequence-specific DNA binding
Source: RefSeq, a predicted model, not a curated record
UACUCACACAGCUGAGAGAAAAAAGGAGCCAGUGGAAGGGGAAGGGGAAAAAGGCACCUCACAGCCCUGCGUGCCUCAGAUCAAGCAGCGGGCACCGGGAUCGCCGUGUCUCUUUGUUCUAUACCGGCUUUUUUAACAACGCAAAAAAAGUGACAUUUUGACCGCGUUGUUCACUCAUGCCAUCCCGGAAGUAUAUCGAAAUGGAACCUCGCGGGACCGCGGAUGACUGCGGGUCGAAGCGGAAGAGGCAUGACACCGAGCAGUCUGUCACCAACAGCUGCUCUUCCGGUUUGGAGUACACCGAUCUGGAGGCAGCCGAAGCGCUGGUGUGUAUGAGCUCCUGGGGUCACUUUGUCGGUGGCAACAGGCCGAACCCCUGCAAGCCGAGACCCCUCACCCCUGCCUCGGAUUCCUGCGACUCCCUCCUGCCCCCGGAGCUCCCAGAGCCCCCCAAAGACUUUGUGUCUCUUUCUUCUCUGUGCAUGACUCCGCCUCACAGCCCCAUCUUUGCAGAAACCUCAUCCUCCAGCGCUGCCGUGUCCUCACAAUGCUCCAAAGCCUCCCCCUCCCUCCCCACUCCGCCGCAGCCCUGUAGGUCCAUGGCGACCAGCGUAAUUCGCCACACGGCAGACAGCUCCCCCCGCCAAUACCACAUUCCAGCGGCCCCCAAUUUAGAGAGAGGUAGAGUUACGGAAAGGGCCGCGACGCUGCAGCAGCGGCAGAGCAUCACCCUGGCGGAAAAGAUAACCACACCCCCGUCUCCUCCUCCUCCAGCUGCUUUAGCCGCUGGUCCUUUUCCAGCCUCUUUGGACAAUGUCUCCGCACUCAUUCCUGUCAGCACUCAACAGCAAAACAGCCCUGCAAACCUAACCCCACCUUCAGUCAACAGCCCUCAAAUCAUCUGCCAGAUGUUCCCCUUUCCCAGCCAAUCAGGCAUAAUAUCAGCCUUAAUCCCCAGUGCGGUCCAGACGUCCCGGGCCCGGACUGCCUCCACGCCCAUUCUCCCUCAGCCGGCCACCUCAAACCCCGCCCACGUGCAGCAGUCCCUCAUUGUAGGCUCGGCGGUGCCUCAGGGUACGGUGAUGCUGGUACUCCCCCAGUCCUCUGUCCCCCAAGCCUCCCACGGACCUCAGACUGUCAUGACUCUAGGCAACAACAAACUCCUCCCCUUGGCGCCGGCCCCAGUUUACGUACCCACCGGACCCGGCGGGAGCGCGGCGGCCUCAAAGAUGGACUUUUCCAGACGGAGAAACUACGUGUGCAACUUCCCCGGCUGCAGGAAGACGUACUUCAAGAGUUCGCACCUCAAGGCUCAUCUUCGCACACACACUGGUGAGAAGCCCUUCAGCUGCAGCUGGGACGGAUGCGACAAGAGGUUUGCCCGCUCCGAUGAGCUCUCCCGUCAUCGGCGAACGCACACCGGCGAGAAGAAGUUUGUGUGCUCUGUGUGUGACCGGCGGUUCAUGCGCAGCGAUCACCUCACCAAACACGCCCGGCGCCACAUGACCGCCAAGAAAAUCCCCACCUGGCAGGCUGACGUUCGAAACCUGAACAAGAUGGCCGCCGGCAAAAACCCUCCAGCCAAAGCCACCGCCACCAGCACCAGCCUCGCCACCAUCAGCAUGCUGGUACCUGCUGGCUCUCAGUAGGCAACAAACACCUCAUUAAUGCAGGGAGCGGCCUGGCACAAAAUGGCUGUCUGACUCAUGGGAAUAACAAGAAAAACAUGCACUGGACCUUUAAAUCUCGACUGCUCAUUUGUACAUGUUCACGAAAGGAUUCUUUUUGUUUCAUGGAUGCACUCUUCUGCCAAAGCCUUUGUAUGACUUUGCAUUUUGUAAUCUCCAACCCUUUCCACAGUGUUUUUAUUAGUUGUGACACUAAUACGUGAAUGUAUUGAUUGUUUUGUUGUGUGUCCGAUUUUGCGGGGGAAACGUUGCUAUAUAAACAAUGUAAAUAUGAAUAUGUAAUCGGCAUUACUAUGAUUAUACCUUAAUGAUUACUGCAUACCUCUGUCUUUCAUAUUAUUUAAUACAUAUUUGUAAUUAAAAAGAUGGCUCAUU